AUGAAUCUAACGUUAGAUUGUUACAAAAUUCUUGGUGUUGAUGUUAACGCUUCCACAAAAACAAUACGUCAAGCCUACAAGGAAAAGGUUCUCAAGUGGCAUCCAGAUAAACGAGAAAAUGAUAUCGAAGCCGGACGGAUGUUCACAGCAAUUAAAAAAGCAUACGAAACGUUAUCCGAUGAGGGUGCAAAAUUAGCUCACGAUUCAAAACGAGAUGAAGACGACGAUAAUGAUGAUUAUAAUAUACGGCGACAAGAGCUCAUUCAAAUUUUACACGGCAAACGAAUAUCUGAAAUGUACGAAGAGAAAAUUACCAAAUGGAUCGAUGAAUAUCCAAACUAUCAAUUCGAAGAUAAUUUUUCAAGCGAAAUAAUGAAAAUUACAAACACUAUUCUGCACACUUACGAACACGAAAGAACUAUUGACUGUACGAGACACAUAUGUCCUGUGUGUGAUCAAUACUGUCAUGAUCUGGCAGAACACAUGGAUGCCAUGCAACGGAUUCAGAACAAUCAUCUAAGAAAAAUUAGUGAUUCGACAUCGUUAAACGAUCUAUUAGCUUCGUUGACUCAGGACGAUUGGUCAUGGAAACCAGUCGAACCUAGCUCGCCGAAAUACAAGGAACUCUGGUUUAGUCCACAUUGGUCUUCUUUUGAAGAAACCAUCCAUCAACUUUUACCAUCAUUGAAUAUUCUCAAGAAUGUCGGGCUAAAAACUCAACCACCUAUCGAAUACAAAAAAGCUGAACAAAUUGUUCGCUCGAUUUGUGAAGACUAUCCCACCAUCUAUAACCCAGAUAUCACUUUCCUUACAGAAAAGAUCGAUGCCGAACUUCAGUUACAUCGAACUGGUAGUAAGGUUAUCUCUACGACCUAUUCUAUCGGUCAGCAAAUAUGCAUCGUGCAAAAUCCGGAUCAAGAUGGUAUUCUUAGUCAAGUAAUGUUUAACAUUCAGUCAUCGCCUGAUGCAACUGUCGAACAAUCAAAAUGUUCGUUUUGUUCAAAGCAUUUUGGUUUAUUUCGAAAACGAUAUCGAUGUUGCAUGUGCAGUGAAAACCAAUGUAACGAUUGUCUUAGUUGGCAAACUUGCCGUCCUUUAGGAUACACAAGUCCAGUGCGUAUUUGUCGUCAAUGUUCUUCGCGAACAAGAUCGUUCAUUAUUGAUGCUGUCGCUCAACAUAUCGAACAACUCUUACAUAAUGACAUUAAUAACCGAUAUCUUCUAAUAUAUAUUCAUCUGCUCAAAUACUAUUCCCCGUCCAAUCCUAUCGUCGAUCAACUGUGCAAACGACCAAGCGAUUAUUAUCUCUCCACAAAACAGUUCGCUAAAGUUAUUCAAUGUUAUCGCUUCAUGACAAUAUCUGAUCAGUCACUAUUCAAGUUCGCCGAGAUCUUAUGUAGCCAUUCACAAUAUCCAUUAGCAGUCAUUUGCUUCGAUCUCAUUUCAAAACGCUUCCGUUAUGAUGAAAGAAAGUGGGAGCAGAUCGGCAAUGAUUAUUGGGCGACGGGAAACGCUGUGCUUACUUUGUUGAGCUAUGAAAAAGCAAAUUUAAAUAUCGAAGAGCUUUGGUUAAGAUCCCUGCGUGGAAACAAAUUCCUUAGUGAGGAUCGAGCUCUCUUCAUCUUCUAUACAACGUGGCAAAAACAAAUCUCCAAGCAAUUGACUGAAUGGAUAACAUGGUUAACUGGCCAACUGCAAUCGGAAAGUUCCAUGUCAGCUGCUAUUUCCACACUUCAAUUAGCCAGGUUUUCAGCUCAACAAUGGAGUGUCACUUUGAACGAUUUCUCAAAUCAACAUCGAUAUCCUAUUGUAGCUUCCAUCUUGCGAAUGCUGGAUGAAAAAUUAUUGAAUGAAAUUCUUUCAACAAAUCAAUGUACAAAUAAUUUUCUACAAUUAGCUCUCCAAAUGUUAGUCAACGGAAGACUAGAAAAUGUUGACAAGUCGAUGAUGCACACUUUUUCCUCGUCGGAUAUCAAACAAAUUUUGUCUGGAUUGGCUGCAAUUCAUGUUUUCUAUCAUCCUGAUUGGCAAAAACUACGAAAUCAGCGUGCUUGUUCAGGAAAACUCGAUCAAGCUGUAUCGUGUGCUAAAGUGAAUUUUCUUCUGAAGGCGCAAUCAUCGACAGAUUUCGAUUGGAUGGAAGACAGUGUCGAACCCAAUCAAUCAGUUUUUUAUCUACUGGAAUCAUUGAUCAAGAAUGACGAUUACAUUCAAUUGGCCGAAUCACACGCGAAAAUAAACAAUUAUGAAGUGGCUCUGAAUUAUUACUUGUUAACACUUCAAUCUUCGCCACAGUUGUCCGCAGUAGAAACAAUUCUGUCAUCAGCCAAUCAUUUUCUACCAUCAUCUGAAGCUUUUCGUUGCUACGUCGCUGUUUAUAAACAAAUGCGAACAAACACAGCAUGUGCUGCCAAGACACUGGAAUCGAUACUUGGUUGUUUUCAAGCUCAGAAAAAGCCGAUCAUUCCCGCACUUGCUUCGGCUCUGCUUGCCUUCGAAAAACUAGAUCAUUACACUUGCAACUUUUAUAUUUAUUUACUCGACGAACUGUCGAAGCAAUAUGAAGAAAAUUUUCCUCUGAUCAACAGUAUUCAUCAUAGUAUGCACAAUGUAUCGUUAUCAACACAAUCUCUAUCGCAGAGAAUGCAAAACUUCGAUCUUGUCUAUCAGCAGUUUUUGCAAACGACAGUUUACAAGCAGAUCAAACAAGUUCUGUACGGAAAUAUAAUCGAAUUAGCCGUGUGUUUACAAGAUGUCACCAACAUCAGCGCACUGAAACAAAUCCAAAAGGAGUUCUUUGGUAAUAGAGACAUGUCUACAAUGCCAGGUCAAUAUCGUGCUAAAAUGUAUCUUAUUGAAUGCAUGAUUGACAAAUUGGAAAAUCGUCAUAUAGACGCUGUGGGUAAAUUGAACGAAGCGUUAGCCGUUUGUCCCUUGGACGACAUAGUCACAGAAAUCCUGACGAUCAUUACUAAUCGAAGUUUUCAUGUUGGAAUUCUGAAAGAUUUAUUACACUCGAUUGAAGUACUUGGAUCAGAUUCUUCAUUACAAUUCGUUCCCCUUCCACUGUCAGUGUCAUUUUCAAAAGACAACCUUCUCAUAAUCAGUCCAAACUUGAGAGUUGUGCGAAAGUAUGAACGCGCCAUUCUAAAACGGUUGAAUACCAAUCCAUUACAAGCGGCUUUGUCAUACAUUGAUCUGUGUCAAGCAGUGCAUGACCCUACAUGUAUUAUCUCGAACUGGACUUUGGCCUGCUUACAUUUGUACAAUCUCCUAUCGGAAACGAGUUCUAUCAUCGGAAAGGAAGCCGAAAUAUACGCCUAUCGAAAUAUGAUUAGUGAGCUUGUUCUUCAAUCAUUUCAACUGUCUCGUAUUUAUCUACCGCCGCACAUGCAAAUUUACAUCUUUCGUCUUCUGCUGCCGAUUCUUUUACAGACGACUGAAAUUUUUCGCUCGUCAGUUGUUCAUCGGCAAUCACAAUCAUUAUUUCGUCUAACGAAAAAAGAGAUGGUAUUAUCUGAACAAGAUAGUUCAGUAAUUCAGCAGUUAUUACACUUUACCAUUCAUCUGACCAAAGUGGCACCAUUGAUUCAAUUGCCAAACUGCCUGAGCUUCGAUCUUCUCUAUCGUGAAUUAGUCGGUCGACGUUUUCUUGUUCGCUUUCUCGAAGCGAUGAUCGAACAGGAUAUUGAGCAAUCGUACUUGUAUGAAUAUUAUCUCUUUGAAGGUGUUUGGCAAGGAUGGGCAAGAGAUCAUGAUUUUAACGAGAGACGCCGUGCAUGCAUGCGUGCGUUACUAGAUACAAAAGACUGGGAUAUCUACGAUGUUCAAUCACUACUUGACAUUCCUCUCAUUCCUCGUACUGAUGACGGAUGGCUCUAUCGUGACUGUCGAUCCUUAGUAUUUUCCGGUGCUCAGCGAUUUACUCGUGUCGAUGGCAUUGCAUUCAAUAAACGCUCAGGUCAAGUACAGUUCCACUUCCAACCUGUUAGCAAACCCAGAUAUGGACACGACGAUGCUCUAUUCGAUUCGGUUGAUGUGAAAGAAGUCUUUGAACUUGGAGUAACCAGUGCAAUAUUUACCUUGAAUCAGCCGGACAACGAAUUUCAUGCCCAUCCAUUUCAAGAAAUGCUCUAUGCACCUAAUUCUCUCUUAGAUACUCAGUAUUUAGCCACCUUACUUCACACAGAUUACUUGCUGAAAAUGUUUACCACCGGGACUGAAGUAUGCGCUAAACCACCGUUUGCAAUGCGUCCGAUUGAUGAAACGUUUUUCCAACGUUUACCGAAAGAUUUGCAAGACAAAUUAAAACUUUUACAUAAAUGCGACAGACACUUUGCUUUCGGUCGAGCCCAUCGUUUUUGGAUUGAAGCAAAUGAAAUGGUUUAUGAAGAACAAGAAACAGAUUCUAGUACUAUUUUCCGAGUGGCUGAUGUACGUCUUCGAGUUCGCAAACAUUUAUUGGUUCGAAAUACUGAAGGAAAGCUAGUCGAUGAUGAGAUUGAAAGCGAAGAAGAACAACAUUCAGCGGAAAGUCUGUUUGCUAAAGCAUUUACAGAACAUUAUAAUGAAAUUGGUCGCUAUUUUCCGGAACUUCUUCGUCUGAAAGAGUUGCUGAAACUCAGCGCUCUCUAUGUUUUUGCACACGCCAAACAUCGAUCUCUAUCGAAAACAAUCGACUGUAAUCAACUGAUCAACUAUCUAACCACUGUGAGAAACAAUAUAUCGGAAUAUCCUCAUGCGACAAAUUCUGCUAUUGACCGCUAUUAUUAUAAAACUUUGUGGGAUAAUGGUGUUUUAUUGUGCGAAAUUCCAUCAGCACCAGAGAAUGAACUUCGAGCGAAAAUUAGUCAACAAUUGGAAGCAGUUGAUCGACAAGUCGUGGAUCAACUUACCCAGAAUUUUUGUAAACAAGCUCAUAGAAGAGUGACAAGUGAUGUGAAAGAUCUUGUCAGAUAUUGGCUAAAUGGAUACGGCAAUGAAACUAGACAACUAGCUCAAUGGCUCGCAGAUGGGAUCAACGAUUUUCAUCAUCAACUAAAACGGCCCAUCGAGCAGUUAGGAAUUCAAUUAAAAGAUGAUGACGACGAAAGUUAUACUUUGAAACAUAAAAGUGGAAGCUGCAACUGGGUUCCCGCCGUGUUUUUGAGUGUACAUGGUAGUGACAGACGGAUUUAUGGUGGAAUCAGCCUACCGCUAAAACUUAUCAAAGGACAUGUACCGAGAAACAAUGCUACCAGCACUUACAAUGCCAGUACACUUCUCUCUAACAAGUCGUCGACAACAUCAAGUAGACAAAGUAGGUGCACAUUGUCUUUCUUUUGAAAAAUUUCUGUUUAUCUCUUUAAUGUAGCCACUGGUUUUGGCAGUAGUAGUUCACGAAGCGGCGGCAACAAUAAUAAGCCCCCGAAAGGCGGAUGGAAUGACAAGAGAACAACCGAACCGGGUAAGUCACUUACCAGUUUUAGCAAUCAUAUAUCGAUUUUAUGUAAUUGCAGAGCAACAGCCCCAUUGGCAACCCUUUGGAGGUCGGAUAGACGAAGAAAGAUCAAGAACAAGACAAGAACCAAUUUUAGAAACACGGCGUGCAGCCUUUCGCAUAGCUAAAGAUCAGAGUGGCAUCCCUCGUUCGGCUCAACCAAUAAG
Didymodactylos carnosus is the source of this 5646-nucleotide messenger RNA. Lineage: Eukaryota; Metazoa; Rotifera; Eurotatoria; Philodinida; Philodinidae. The record is from the annotation of a GenBank genome assembly.